Megalobrama amblycephala (Wuchang bream) is the source of this 534-nucleotide messenger RNA. Its product is annotated as tyrosine-protein kinase JAK3-like. NCBI's taxonomy places the organism in Eukaryota, Metazoa, Chordata, Actinopteri, Cypriniformes, Xenocyprididae. Gene Ontology annotation, cellular component: cytosol. Bases 16 to 519 code for a protein of 167 amino acids. Gene Ontology annotation, biological process: cytokine-mediated signaling pathway; peptidyl-tyrosine phosphorylation; cell surface receptor signaling pathway via JAK-STAT. The transcript is spliced from 3 exons. The record is from RefSeq and is a predicted model, not a curated record. Gene Ontology annotation, molecular function: non-membrane spanning protein tyrosine kinase activity; ATP binding; cytokine receptor binding.
AAAUAUGGGAACAUUAUGAUCAGCCAUCAUGACAGUUCUAAUCAUCUGUCUGUAGAUUACGAGAUCCUUCAUGCGACCGGCACUCUCCCCAAGAGCGAUGGCUUCUGGAGAAGACCGAACAUGUUCAAAAAGCAACAACAGGAUGUUUUUGAGGAGAGAUACCUGCGAUUCAUCUCUGUUCUGGGGAAGGGUAACUUUGGCAGUGUCGAUCUUUGUCGUUAUGAUCCAUGGGGUGAUAACACUGGAGAUCUGGUUGCUGUCAAAGAACUUCAGUCCAACAAACAAGCCACCAUGGCAGAUUUCCAGAGAGAGAUCCAGACCAUCAGCUCCCUGCACUGUGACUAUAUUGUCAAAUACAAGGGCAUCUGCUACAGUGCAGGUCGACUCAGCACAAAACUGGUGAUGGAAUACCUUCCGUAUGGCAGUCUAAUCGGAUAUAUGGAGAAACACCGACAGAAUGUGUGCACCCGCAAACUGUUGCUCUUUGCCUUGCAAAUCUGUAAGGUACAUUCAGACUAACAAACACCAGAACAA